This is a messenger RNA of Brassica oleracea var. oleracea, 1308 nucleotides long. RefSeq lists its product as uncharacterized. Gene Ontology annotation, biological process: DNA integration. The record is from RefSeq and is a predicted model, not a curated record. The transcript is spliced from 2 exons. Lineage: Eukaryota; Viridiplantae; Streptophyta; Magnoliopsida; Brassicales; Brassicaceae. The coding region runs from base 1 to 1308 and encodes 435 amino acids. Gene Ontology annotation, molecular function: nucleic acid binding; RNA-DNA hybrid ribonuclease activity.
AUGGUCGCCGCUCGGAAAUUACGGCCUUACUUUCAGGCUCACCUGGUGGUGGUCGUCACUUCAUUCCCUAUAAAGCGGGUCCUGCAUAAGCCCGAGCUUUGCUCUCGGCCCUCGAAAAGGAGGUACGCCUUCAGAGCGGGGCAAAGGAAGAAGGGAGAAUGGAUCCUGCAUGUGGAUGGUUCAAGUAACGUUCGAGGGGCAGGAGUAGGGAUUGUACUCACGUCCCCAACAGGAAACACAGCCUCGAGAGCCGUCAGAUGUAAUUUCAAAGCGACGAACAACGAAAACGAGUACGAGGCCUUGAUCGCUGGGCUAUCGCUCACUCACCAGCUGGGUGCGGAGAACAUCCAAGUCUACAGCGACUCCCAACUGAUUAUCAACCAGGCACAGGGAGAAUAUCAGGCUAAAGAUGACAGUAUGAUCCGGUAUCUGGCGGUCGCUCAACGACUCAUCAAGAAGUUCAAAAGCUGCAAGCUCACUCAGAUACCCAGGGAGCAGAAUUCACAAGCUGAUGCUCUGGCCAACUUAGGGUUCGCCCUCGAGACCCAGACCCAGAUGAGCAUCCCCCUGUUAGUGCUCCAAUGUCCGGCCACCUUAGUAGAGCCACAAAACGAAGAGAUUUCCACCAUCGAAGAAGAAGAAACUUGGAUGACUCCCCUGGUCCGGUAUCUAGAGGACGAUAUACUUCCAGAAGACCGCAACGAGAGCAGGAAAAUCAAGAAGAAGGCCACUAAGUACUGUCUCUCUCAGGGAAAGCUAUACCGCAGGUCGUUCUCUAGCCCAUAUCUGAGAUGUGUUAGACCCCAUGAAGCGACUAAGAUCCUAGUGGAAUUACACGAAGGAGAUUGCGGGUCUCACUCCAGCGGCAGGAGCCUAGUACUGAGAGCCAAAAGAGCAGGCUAUUACUGGCCCACAAUGGCCGAUGACGCCAACCAAAAAGCUAAAUAUUGUGGCAGUUGCCAAAGGCACGCCCCUGUCUCCAGACUGCCUCCAAAGAACCUCAAGUCCAUAAGCUCGCCCUGGCCAUUCAGGAAAUGGGGCAUGGAUAUAGUAGGAAAGUUACCCAUGGCGCCGGGGCAGAAGGUCUUCCCCCUGAUAGUAACAGAUUACUUUUCGAAAUGGGUCGAGGGAGAAGCACUCACCAGAAUAACCGAUCUCCAGAUCAGAAAGUUCAUAUGGACGAACAUAAUCACGCGGUUCGGGGUUCCAGAAGAAAUCGUCACUGACAACGGCCCCCAGUUUACGAGCCACAAUUUCAAGGAGUUCUGCAAAGACUGGGGCAUCAGACUCUCCUUUGCUACGCCGUGA